Messenger RNA from Anthonomus grandis grandis, 803 nucleotides. RefSeq names its product dihydrofolate reductase-like. Gene Ontology annotation, biological process: dihydrofolate metabolic process; folic acid metabolic process; glycine biosynthetic process. Gene Ontology annotation, molecular function: dihydrofolate reductase activity; NADP binding. NCBI's taxonomy places the organism in Eukaryota, Metazoa, Arthropoda, Insecta, Coleoptera, Curculionidae. The record is from RefSeq and is a predicted model, not a curated record. The transcript is spliced from 4 exons. Bases 153 to 713 code for a protein of 186 amino acids. Gene Ontology annotation, cellular component: mitochondrion.
UUGAAUAUACUUAUUCAGCCGAACUGUGCCAAUGCUCGAAAACCUGUUUUGGUUGUUUAUAACCAUAAGCAGUUAAACGACGGUUGUAAAAAGAUGUAUUAGUAUUACUCGACUUAAUCGAAAUAAAACCGAAUCUAAUUCAGAUCGCCGCGAUGCCGUUUAAAUUUAAAUUAAUUGUGGCUGCAUGUGAAAAUAAUGGUAUUGCUAAAAACAAAAAGUUACCAUGGAGCAUACCUUCAGAGACCGCUUAUUUUCUUCGCAUCACCGGCGAGGUCAAAGAUAAAAACAAAAAAAACGUGGUGAUCCUAGGCCGAAAAACUUUUGAGGACAGUCCUUGGAAACCGCAUCCGCAUUGUAUCAAUUUCGUCCUAUCUAGGUCCAACUUGGACGUGUCACAGUAUCCAGAUACAUAUGCCUUUAAAAGCUUAGAUGAGGCUAUUAGUAAAUUGAACGAUGAUGAAUUUAAGAACAAAUAUGAGGAUACCUGGGUUCUUGGAGGAAAUGCUGUUUACAAGGAAAUAUACGGAACAGAGCAUUUUUACAGAGUCUACUUUACUCGCGUAUUUCAUCCUUAUGAUUGUGACACUUUUUUCCCAAAUAUGCCAAACACUGUGAAACUAGUUGAGGACUCCAGAGUACCCCAAGGUAUCGUCGAAGAUGCAGGACAUAAAUAUAUGGUUCAUGUAUACGAAAAUAUAAAUUUCAAAGAAUAACCUAAGGAAUUAUCUAACUUAGUAGCCAAUCAAAUAAAGCUGUACCUAAAUUGAUCUUUUCACUGUUAAUAUUUGUUUCGAGAAACUUUA